This is a messenger RNA of Aspergillus sclerotioniger CBS 115572, 828 nucleotides long. RefSeq lists its product as uncharacterized. The transcript has 4 exons. The record is from RefSeq and is a predicted model, not a curated record. Bases 1 to 828 code for a protein of 275 amino acids. NCBI's taxonomy places the organism in Eukaryota, Fungi, Ascomycota, Eurotiomycetes, Eurotiales, Aspergillaceae.
AUGUCUCAAAUCCAGCUUAUCAUCAGCUGUUUCCUACUCAUAUUAUCCUCUCCCAUUGUGAUGGCUACAUGCUAUGCGCCCGAUGGAACGACCACUUCGGACUCGCGAUACAUCCCCUGCAUCGGGAUCCAAAAUGAGUUUUCAAUGUGCUGCCGGCUCAACGAUACGAAUCCGGACCUGUGCUGGCCAAACGGCCUGUGCUACUGGCCGGCAGAGAAUCAAUAUUAUAGGAACUUUUGCUCCGAUAAGUCUUGGGAGAGUCCGAAUUGUUUACCUAGGACGGUGUGCGAUGAUGCAGCAGGGGGGUCAUCAACUGCAGCCGCUCAGGUGGUGUGGUGUGGCAAUGAUUCAUACUGCUGCGGUACCAACAACGAUUGCUGCACAUCCGAUCAAGCAUUCUCCCUCAAGUCGACAUUAGUAUCCAUCGGCAGUAACUCCACGAGUAGUGGUACGGCGACAGUCACUGCGACAGUGACAGAUAUCGUGAGUGCCGGAGGUGAUGGGACGGAGGAAUCAUCGAAGAAGAAGAGCGUCGCGAUUGGGGUCGGAGUCGGUGUCCCUCUAGGGGUCCUAUCGAUCGUGAUGCUAGGAGCUGGUUAUCUGUGGGGAAGAAAUAUCACCAGGGCAAAAUAUGAGGCAGUGCAACAAACGUUGCCAGAAGGCCAGAUGUAUGCGUUUAAUGUGGAAAACACCCGACAGGAUGCCAACAAAGACCUUGACAAAAUCCUUGACGACGUCUUCGAUAUUGGCAUCAACGAAGAGGUCAAUAUUGUCAUCUACGAAGUCGGCAAGCAAGCGCAUCUCUCCAUCUGCGAUCCGCUAUACUAA